Messenger RNA from Medicago truncatula (barrel medic), 1516 nucleotides. RefSeq lists its product as uncharacterized. The transcript has 2 exons. NCBI's taxonomy places the organism in Eukaryota, Viridiplantae, Streptophyta, Magnoliopsida, Fabales, Fabaceae. The record is from RefSeq and is a predicted model, not a curated record. The coding region runs from base 69 to 1295 and encodes 408 amino acids.
UCCACACAAAAAAGUGAAGAAAAGGGAAACUAGCUUAAUUGUUCAAGCACUUUCACAAAAAGAGAGAAAUGGAAUUAUCUACACAAAAAGAAUCACUAGUUUCCCACUUUAGCCAUCCACAUCUUUUGGAACGCACUACCACACCCUCAACAACAAACAUAAAGUGCUUUGGUUGCAACCUAAGAAUCACACAUGAACAUGAUGAAGAUUACUACUACAUGUGCAAAACUUGUCCCUUCUAUCUUCACAAUGUUUGUUACAAAACACCUUUAAUCACAAACCAUCCUUCACAUCCAAACCAUGAUCUAUUCCUCCUUGCUAUACCUUCAUCAUCACAUGCUACAAAAACCACCUUCAACUGCAUGGCAUGUAAGAAGCAAUGCAUUGGUUUCUGUUACCAUUGUGCUGAAUGCAACAUCUUCUUUGAUUCACUAUGCAUCACACUUCCUCUCUCAAUUUCAGUCACACACCAUCCACACAAAAUCAAGCUUGAAUUUUCUCCACCUUAUGAUUUCUUUUGUGAUUUGUGUAACAAUAAUAAACCAAGUUAUAAAGGAUGGCUCUAUAGGUGCAACAUAUGUGAAUUUGAUAUACAUAUAGCUUGUGCAGUCAAAAACAUAGAACCUCAUUUGUUAAGGGAAAAAGGGUGUGACUAUAACUAUAAGAUGAUGAAUUUGGUGGCACAGAAAAUUGGUGGAGGAAUUAGAAUUGAUAGUGCAGUUUCUGGAUGGAAUAAGAAAUUGUUUAGUCCAUUGAAAAAGCAUAGCUCAAGCAAUGGAAAAACCAUGAUUCUUGAACUUGAAUUGCAAGAAACAGAACAUGUUUCUUCAGAAAUUUUGGAAGGAAUAACUCCACUUCGUGAUAAAAUGACUCCUCUUUCUGAUGAUACUAGUCCACCACCAUCAAGUCACCAAUUUAGUGACUCGUAUUUUUCGAUAGAUUUGAAUAAGUCUUAUUCAACAAAUCAUGAUCUUAGAAGUCAUAUACGAAAAGAAGUUAAUAGUGAUUACAUUAACCGGAGUGUUGUAUCAAGUAAUUCAGGGCAAGGUGAAGAAGAAGAAGAACGAAUCGGCGUGGUUAAUUAUUGGCUAAAAAACCAUCCACACAAGGAUAAAGCGAAUGCAGCAUUUUUCAAAGGUGGAAGUGAUUUUGAAGAAUCGCGUACGAACGUGGUAGUGAAAAAUUCCAAAGAAAGAUCGGCAAAGUGGCAUGUUAAAGAUCAAACAACCAGCACAGUAGAGUCAGAAAAAGCCAACAGUUCAGGUUGGAGGAAGUUGCUAACUUGUUGCCUUUAGCAAUAGCACAUGUAUGUGCAAGGCAACGAGUACAUGCGAGUUGUGAACAAAUUGUUAGCGAAUUUCCCAGAAUUGAAAGAUACAUGGUGAUUAAUUGCAAGCCUGCUAAUUUUCAGUCAGAAGUACUUCGCGUCAUGUUUGUUUUUGCAAAACUACUUCUGUACGUGUAAAAUUUUAGUCAUAUAUAUAUAUAUAUAUAUAUCGAAACAAUUAAGUAAAGA